AUGGCCAAGUCGAGGGUUGCCCCACUAGCAAAGGUAACAGUGCCACGAAUGGAGUUAACAGCCGCUACUGCUGCUGCACGGAUGAGCAAACUGAUAGAACAUGAUCUUCAGUACCCUAUUGCAGAAACAGUAUUUUGGACAGAUAGUAUGUCGGUCAUCCGAUAUAUCAGAAAUGAGACGACACGGUUCCACACAUUCGUGGCAAACAGAGUCACCACCAUCAGAGAAGCUUCGAACCCAGAACAAUGGCGUUUUGUCAAUACCAAACUCAACCCAGCAGAUAUAGCAUCAAGGGGAGCAACAAUGACUAAAUUCCUGUCAAAUUGGACCAAGUUGAAAAGGGUUACUGCCCACUUCAUCAUCUUCCAAAACCACCUGAGAAACAAGAUAAACAUGAGAAAAGGAAGCAAGCCUGUGAAAUUGGAACUGAACAUGUCGAGAGACAUUCUCGAAGAAGCAGAGAGGUCAGUAAUCUCCUAUGUACAAAGACAAACUUAUGGAGAAGAGAUUACUUGCCUGAAACGGAGGAAAUCAGAUGGGACUGGAUUGAAAUCCAUGCCAAAGACAAGCACUUUGUUCAAGUUGGACCCAAUACUUGAUGAAGGCAUUCUACGUGUUGGCGGCAGACUAGAGAGAGCUCAACUGCAAUACAACGCCAAACAUCCUGUGAUUAUCCCAAAAACCUCUCCACUGGCAAGAUUGAUCCUAGAAUAUGUCCACAGAUUAACUGGUCACUCGGGUAAAACAGCAAUGCUAGCUACAUUGAGACAGAACUACUGGAUCCCAGGUGCAUCAGUGCUUUUGAAGAGCAUCACGUCAAAGUGCGUGCUGUGCCGGAAAUACAAGGCUGUGACCCAGAUUCAGAAGAUGGCUGACCUGCCGGCAGACCGCCUAAUCCCAGGAGAUCCUCCCUUUACUAAAGUAGGUAUGGACUACUUCGGACCGUUCCAAGUCAAACGAGGACGGGCAGCUGUAAAACGGUACGGUGUUAUCUUCACAUGCCUGACUAGUCGUGCUGUGCACUUGGAAAUCGCUCAUUCACUAGACACGGACUCCUGCAUUAAUGCGAUUCGGCGAUUUGUAGCUAGAAGAGGCCCAGCAAAAGUCAUUCUGUCAGACAAUGGAACGAAUCUUGUUGGCGCUGAGAGAGUAAUGAGAGAGGCGAUAGAAGAUUGGAACCAGUCGAAAAUUAAAAAAAAACCCUGCUUCAACAGAACAUAG
Haliotis rubra (blacklip abalone) is the source of this 1221-nucleotide messenger RNA. RefSeq lists its product as uncharacterized. Gene Ontology annotation, molecular function: nucleic acid binding. The transcript is spliced from 2 exons. The record is from RefSeq and is a predicted model, not a curated record. NCBI's taxonomy places the organism in Eukaryota, Metazoa, Mollusca, Gastropoda, Lepetellida, Haliotidae. Bases 1 to 1221 code for a protein of 406 amino acids.